Messenger RNA from Homalodisca vitripennis (glassy-winged sharpshooter), 4205 nucleotides. RefSeq names its product hillarin (gene Hil). The record is from RefSeq and is a predicted model, not a curated record. The transcript has 11 exons. Bases 117 to 2576 code for a protein of 819 amino acids. Lineage: Eukaryota; Metazoa; Arthropoda; Insecta; Hemiptera; Cicadellidae.
UGGCCACCAGUUCUGACGUUGCCGCCGUCCCAACAUGGCCGCGUGCUGCGCCCCCCGCGACGCGUAGAAGUGCAGUGGUGUCGGUGUGUCUCGGUCGUGCGAUUCCUCCCCGAUCGAUGAAAAUGUAUCGGAUGAACUUUUACGAGAGCACUUGCCUGCGGUGCGACCAGACCGUGUACCAGGUGGACAGGGUCGGACCGCUCAAGGACUUCACGUUCUUCCACAGUGGCUGUUUCAAGUGUGCCGUGUGCGGGACCAAGCUGACGCUGAAGACCUACUACAACAAUCAGCACCGUCAGGAGGACAAGGAGGUCUACUGCAGCAGCCACGUGCCCAAGAUAGGCCCGGGACAUCUGGACGGGUCCGCAGUCGGGAUACGUUCCGCUCUCAAUGUACCCAGAUCCACGAACUUUGUCAAUGAACAGAUACGAGGCAGCGGGAAGGGCACUUUUGACGCGGAGGCCCUCAAUAUUCGCCCCCAUUUGAACGGCCACUCCAACCACCCAAAUCACCAGUCGCCGCAUCACCACCACCCUCAGUACCAACACAAUGACAGCUACCAGUACGGACGGUUCGACGCCAGUGCUCUUCAUAUCGCCCAUGCUCUUCGGGCUACGGAGCUACAAAAGUCUUACAACAAAGUCAGAGAGAAACCUAUUGAGUAUUACCUGGACAAGGAUGAACAGACGCGGCUGGAGAUGAAACACAGGAAAGAGGAAGACGAUUUGUACAGGAAGUUUGCGAGGCAGCGGGAAGAGGAGGAUAAGAGGAUGAAGGAAGAGUUUAGGGACGAGUGGGAGAAGGAGCUCGAGAGGCUAACGAGUCGGUUCGAGCGAGAGUUGCAGACAAAGAGGAAGCGGCCAGACGAACACAAGGUGCUAACUCUGAGGCUACAGCAGGAGCGUGAGGAUCUGGAGAAGAACAUGACCAUCAGGAGAGACAAGAAGAAAGAGUCUCUCACCAGGAAACUGCUGGAGCACGAAAGGGCAGCGACGGCAGCUCUGGUGGAGAAGCAGAGUCGAGAGAUGUUGGAGCUAAUAAACGAGAAACGCAGUGAGUACAUGAUGGCGGAGUCGUUGUACCUGGAUGAGGGUGAAGGUUAUGCUGACGACACCCUGCUGCCGUACCCUAGCCAGGCACCCACUCCCGCACCUCCACUCGUCUCCAAGUUCCAGAUAUACAACGACCCUGUCGAAUUUUCGCACAUCGACCAAAUCGCCAUAUCGGUUGCACAAGAAGAUCAAAAGACAUUCACAGAUCUAGUCCGCCAGCUCGUAGGAAGAUGUGGUUCCGACAUUGAAAAAGCCAGGACCAUUUUCCGCUGGAUAACUGUGAAGAACCUGAACACAAUGACAUUUGAUGACAAUCUGAGAGGAGACACACCCAUGGGAUUGUUGAGAGGAAUUAAGCAUGGGACAGAGAGCUACCACGUCCUCUUCAAACGGCUGUGCAGCUACGCUGGUCUGCACUGUGUGGUAAUCAAAGGCUAUUCCAAGUCUGCUGGUUACCAACCAGGUGUCCGGUUCGAGGACAACCGUUUCCGCAACUCCUGGAAUGCUGUGUAUGUGGCCGGUGCUUGGCGGUUUGUCCAGUGCAACUGGGGUGCACGCCAUCUAGUCAACGCCAAGGAGGUACCAAAGGCCGGUGGCAAGGGGGGCAAGUCCGACAGUCUUAGAUAUGAGUACGAUGAUCAUUACUUCCUAACGGAUCCAAGAGAGUUUAUCUAUGAGUUCUUCCCUCUCCAAGCUGAUUGGCAACUCCUCAAAACACCAAUUACACUUCAAGAGUUCGAGGAACUUCCGUUCGUCAGGUCACUAUUUUUCCGCUAUGGCCUCUAUUUCCCAGACUCUCACACCAAAGCUGUCAUGUACACCGAUGCCACGGGAGCAGCAACAGUGCGUAUUGCUAUGCCCACCAACAUGCAGUCAAGUCUGAUCUUUCACUACAAUCUCAAGUUCUAUGACAGCGAUGGAGAUACGUAUGACGGAGUCAGUCUGAAGAGAUUUGUAAUGCAAUCAGUGGUGGGUAAUAUGGUAGCAUUCCGUGUCCACGCCCCGAGCAGUGGAGCCUUCCUGCUGGACAUAUUCGCCAAUGCAGUGACACCGAAGGAAUAUCUCACCGGAGAGCCAAUGAAGUUCAAGAGUGUUUGCAAGUUCAAGAUAGCUUGUGAGGAACUACAGACUGUCAUGGUACCCCUGCCUGACUGUGCCAGUGGAGAAUGGGGUCCCACCAAAGCCACUCGUCUCUUCGGCCUUAUACCAAUUACACAUCAGGAUGCCCUGGUGUUUGCGGGACGGGAGCUGGAGCUACAGUUUCGCAUGUCCCGGCCCUUGACAGACUUCAUGGCCACUCUCCACAAGAAUGGAGUGGAAGAGAAACGUCUGUCCAAGUUUGUGUCACAUGUGGUCUCUGAUGACGACGUCGUAACAUUCCUCAUCAGUUUCCCCGAGGAGGGCCAGUACGGGUUGGACAUCUACACGAGGGAGCUGGGGGGUGCCAGUGCAGAAAGCACAGGAGAGAAACACUUGCUCACACACUGCUGCAAAUACCUCAUCAACAGCUCAAAGAGAAAUUGAUUCUGACUAUUCUACCAAUGGAACUAUGAAAACAUUUGACAACCUAAUCAAUCAUCUAAUCAACACUAAUCACGACUAUGAUCCAUGCAAGAUUCAUCAAUGGAGUUCCACUUGAAAAUUUUAAAACCCAAUGAUGGCAUUGUUAAAUAAAAUGUUAAUGGUUAAAAUUUGAACUGUAUCCAGAGAGGGUAUAUAAAUGAUAACUAUUAAUUAUUCUUAUCAAAAGAUGAAAAGAAUAGAUAUUGUUUACAUAACAAGUGCAUACCAAAGCUUCCCAACACUUCAGAUUAAUAAUUUUCUGGUACAAAUAUUUGUGUAGUUGUAAGAUAGAGCACUAGAAGUUGUAUUCCAUAUUUGUUUCUUUUAGGUCAAAUUUAUCUUAAGGUAGUGAAAUUCUUAAAACAUAUCACAGUUAAGAACUUUAACAAAAAUUAUUCAAAUAUUUGUUACAUAAUAUACAGAAGUAUGGACUUCCUUCUAUUGCAUGAACCAAGAACCUAAAUUGCAAAGGUAUAUCUAUUUAAAUAUGUUGCAUAUACAUUUAUUUUACAUAAAACUGUGUGAUUAAAUAAAUGAAAACACAAUUAUAAUUAUGAAAAAAUCUUUAUAAAAGUUCAUAAAAAUCUUGUACAAAUAUACAAAAAUAUUUAGCUGCAUGGAGAACUCUAAAGUUAAGCAUACAAGGCAUUUAGAAUAAUUUAUAAUAAUUGUCAAUAGUGUAACUAAUCAUGUAUAUAGUAAAAAGUUAUCAUAAAUAAUAUAUAUAAAACAAUUGUAAUGUUCUUAAUGUAGAAACAUUCAAACAGGUAUUGCAUGAUUUUGUUUGGAAAUGAAUUUUUGAACAAUAAAAACUGUGUAAUAAGCAAAACUGCAACAAAAUUGCUUGUUUCUAUUGAAUAUAUAUUUGACAGUAGUUUAAUAUUUAUUUAUUAAAUUUUAUCAGUAAAUAUUAAAUUGAUUACAAAAAAGGACGUUAUUGAUACAUAGGUUAGAAGCAAUAUUUUUAUGAUAAACAUUACUUGGAGGAAGUUAAAUAGGCAAAAAUCUGCUUGUGUGUUUCUACACAUCGUUGUACAGUACCAAAUAUAAGAUGCAGUAGGAAAACCUGCGCUAAUAUAACGAUUCAUUAUUAGACUUUUUAUAUUACAACGAAUUUCCAACUAAAACUAUUAAUCUGUUUAAUGACAUUUUAUUAAAAUCAGUAAUCCACAUUGUUGCAAUACAUAAAACAAAUUGUAUAAAAAAUAUAGUGAUGUAAAAAUUAAGAUGUAUUUAAUUUAUGUCUAUGUUUGUUUUAUACAAAUAUAAAACACUAAUGGGCCUAAUGAAACCAUACCAUAAUAUUAUAUUUUAUUAGGUGAUAUUUUCAGAGUUAAGUAAACGUCAGUAUAAUAGUCAAUAAAUAUAAAUUGUGUCAGUAUAAAAUAAUAUCUACAUCUAUAAUACUAAGUUAUUGAACAGGUAUAAAAGGACGGAUUUGAUUUCUUAACACUAAGCUAACUACUUUUAUUGGUCAAUUCACUUUUAAAUACACUAAAUUAAGGCACUAUACAUACGAGAAAACUAUUGUACAAUAUAGUGUACACUUGCACAAUUCAUUGUACAAAUAAAUAGUCAUUAUCACAAAAA